Molecule: messenger RNA, 1893 nt
Organism: Branchiostoma belcheri (Belcher's lancelet)
Lineage: Eukaryota; Metazoa; Chordata; Leptocardii; Amphioxiformes; Branchiostomatidae
Product: brachyury protein homolog 2
Exons: 7
Coding region: 194-1516 (440 amino acids)
Biological process (GO): regulation of transcription by RNA polymerase II; positive regulation of DNA-templated transcription; heart morphogenesis
Cellular component (GO): nucleus
Molecular function (GO): RNA polymerase II cis-regulatory region sequence-specific DNA binding; DNA-binding transcription factor activity, RNA polymerase II-specific
Source: RefSeq, a predicted model, not a curated record
CAGCGCCCCACCAAGUACAGUAACAAAUGCUCAUCUUCAUUCAUAGGCACCAGUGUUUAAAUACCGCCAUCGACUCUCUGUUCCUCAGUCUAGCUCACGACUUCCUCAGUGCAGCACUUCGAUCGUCAGACGACCUUCUUCAGCUUUUCUUUCUCUCGUGAUCAUUCCCGUGGAUACUCCUGUACCGUGCACCAUGAAGCAGACCCCGGACCAGUUCUCGGUGAGCCACCUCCUCAGCGCCGUGGAGAGCGAGAUCUCGGCGGGGUCGGAGAAGGGCGACCCGACCGAGCGCGACCUGAAGGUGACGCUGGGCGAGAAGCCGCUCUGGGAGAAGUUCAAGUCGCUCACCAACGAGAUGAUCGUCACCAAGAGUGGAAGACGCAUGUUCCCCGUGCUGAAGGUGAACGUGUCCGGGCUGGACCCUAACGCCAUGUACUCCUUCCUGCUGGACUUCACGGCCGCCGACAACCACCGCUGGAAGUACGUCAACGGCGAGUGGGUUCCCGGCGGCAAGCCCGAGCCGUCCGUGCCGAGCUGCGUCUACAUCCACCCGGACUCGCCCAACUUCGGCGCGCACUGGAUGAAAUCACCUGUGUCCUUCAGCAAGGUCAAACUCACCAACAAACUCAACGGAGGUGGACAGCAGAUAAUGUUGAACAGCCUGCACAAGUAUGAGCCGCGCAUCCACAUCGUGAAGGUGGGAGGGCCGGACAACCAGAGAACCCUCAGCACACACACGUUCGCCGAGACACAGUUCAUCGCUGUCACUGCCUACCAGAACGAGGAGCUGACUGCUCUGAAGAUCAAGCACAACCCGUUCGCCAAGGCAUUUCUGGACGCCAAGGAAAGGAAUGACACAAAGAGUGGACAUGACGACCUGACCGACCAGCAGCCACAGUUUUCACAACUCGGAGGCUGGUUCCUGCCCGGUACGGGUCCCAUCUGCCCGCCGCCCAACCCUCACCAGUUCGCCCCGUCCCUCGGCCUGCCCAGUCACGGCUGUGACAGAUACAGUACUCUGAGGAACCACCGCUCGGCGCCCUACCCGCACCCGUACCAGAGAAGCUCGCCUCCAACGAACUACGGCCACGACACGGCUGCCAGCCUUCCCAUGAUGCCGACGCACGACAACUGGUCCGGCCUGCCUGUCUCCACACACAACAUGCUGUCCAUGUCAGCCAUGCCUCACACCACCACAUCCACGCACGCGCAGUACCCCAACCUCUGGUCCGUCUCCAACAACAACCUGACGCCCACCACGCAUGCGCAGACGCACAUGUCCGGCACCAUGGGCACGGGUCUGCCGCACCAGUUCCUGAGGACCACCGCGCCUGCGCCCUACCAUUCCAUCCCCACCUGCACGGUGCCGACCACGGCGUCCAGCUCUCCGGUGUACCACGACUCGCACGAGGUGUCUUCCACGGACAGCGGGUACGGCCACUCCACUACCCCGCCCGCCACGCAGACAAGGAUACCCGCCAACAACUGGAGCCCCAUGACCAUGCCGUCCAUGUAAAACUCUUCUCAACUGUACUUCAUGCACAACAACGACCAAAGACAAUCCUUAACGUGCUACAAAUGUACUCAAAACAAUGCCGUCAAUCUUGCCAAACGUACCAAAGAAUGCCUAUAUUUAUUGUACAUAUAGUUCGAACGUAAUGAGCCACUUUGAAACGAAAUAUGUCUCUUCAUGCGGAAGAAUCGUAACACUUGUGCAAGUGUCAUUCCGACGAUACAUGUCUCAAGGAAAAGUUCAUUUUUUCUGUACAUAGUGUAAAGUUCAAGUAAAGACGUUUUGUCUAACAUAUGUGCUGAUAUUUAUAUACAUAAACGUUUAUUUUUGUGUGGUAGAAUUGUAGUUGAUGUAAAUAAAAGAAGUUGCUUGGAAAAAUA